AUGAGCACUAGUAGUAUCGUCGACGUCUCUAGUAAACUUGGAGAAUACAUGAUAAAAGGCUGGGUAUUAACAGACGCAACAUGCCCGUCACCUGGCUGUCGCGGCGUUCCUCUCAUGAGGUCACCCAAAAAUGGGUCGCCAGUAACUCAUUACUGCGCGAAUUGUAAUGGCCCUAAACAAUCUACUAGUUCAUCAACGCAGUCUAAUUCAUCGUCAACAGAUUCAUCAUCAACUCAUGAGUCUAAUUCGCGACCAUCUACCCCUCCCACAGAGAUAUCCAGCGCUUUGAGCUCACCGACUUUUGCCCCUCCCAUCGACACUGAAGAGACUAUUCGCAGGCGGCAACAGUCAGACCAGGCAUCCGCAGAAAUUGGAAAGCGUCUUUUGAAGGGGUGGGCGAUGCUUGGCGAAGAAUGCCCGAACAUUAGGUGUUACGGUAUACCUCUUGUAAGACCUCCAAAGGUCGGAGAGGACAAAGAUCCUCGCAAGGAAUGUGUGAUUUGCGGGACUGUCUAUGUCACUGAUGUCACUGAGGGGUGGCAGCGCCUUGUCCCAGCUCCACCUGCAAUUGGAGCAGGAUCCAGCGCAGGGGCUAGCAACUCUAUGUCAAGUGCUCCCAGGACAUCGGGCUCUCGUGACAAAGGAAAGGCAGUGAUGGGUAGCAUACCUUCACAGGUGCCAGAACAUGCAAGCGUCCCGUCUAUCAAUGCGGUUACGGCGUAUUCCCCUGCUCAGGCACUUAAGCUGUCUUUGGAUGCUAUGUCACAAAGACUUGCGCAGAUCUGCGGAAACGCAAGUCAAAUGGACGUGAUAUCCAUUGCAUCAGCUGCAGAUGCCAUUAACAAGGUUGCGCAAGCUUUGUCCCAAGUAAGGCACCUGGAAGAGCAUUAG
Molecule: messenger RNA, 891 nt
Organism: Suillus paluster
Lineage: Eukaryota; Fungi; Basidiomycota; Agaricomycetes; Boletales; Suillaceae
Exons: 5
Coding region: 1-891 (296 amino acids)
Source: RefSeq, a predicted model, not a curated record